Molecule: messenger RNA, 3519 nt
Organism: Nothobranchius furzeri (turquoise killifish)
Lineage: Eukaryota; Metazoa; Chordata; Actinopteri; Cyprinodontiformes; Nothobranchiidae
Product: rho GTPase-activating protein 42
Biological process (GO): signal transduction
Cellular component (GO): cytoplasm
Molecular function (GO): GTPase activator activity; protein binding
Source: RefSeq, a predicted model, not a curated record
CAAGCUGUCGGGUGGAAAAGAAAGUUAGCUCGGGCUCGGUCCUGUACAAAGUCCUGUUUUAUCCAACUAUGUCAGAUGUCCUCGUUGUUUCAUCUAUAAAGUAUCCCAGCAGCGUUAUAUUUGACUAGUGCAUCCAAGAAGGGAACAGAUUAGCUCGACGAAGCCCAGCUCUGCUGUCCGGAAGUUCAGCGGCAGGAAAAAAAAAGACGAAGAAGAAGCGAGAGGGGCAUGAAAAACAGGAGCUGGAUGAACUUCUGACCAAGUUCCGUAGCGGUGUGUGUGGAGUCGUCAUGGGUCUGCCGACGCUGGAGUUCAGUGAUUCUCUGCUGGACAGUCCUGAGUUCAGAGAGCGGCUGCAGUGCCAUGAAAUAGAGCUGGAGCGCACCAACAGAUUUAUAAAAGACCUCAUCAAAGAUGGAAACAUGCUCAUAUCUGCUCUAAAUAGUCUUUCUCUUGCAGUGCAGCGGUUCUCCCGGUCUCUGCAGGAGUUCCAGUUUGAGUGCAUAGGAGAUGCUGAGACUGAUGAUGAGAUCAACAUAGCUCAGUCCUUGAAGGAGUUUUCUCAGCUGUUAAGCACCAUGGAAGAAGAAAGAAAACGACUGAUCCAAAAUGCUGAUGACGUUCUGAUUUCACCACUUGAGAAGUUUCGAAAGGAACAGAUUGGUGCUGUUAAGGAGGGAAAGAAGCAGUUUGAUAAGGAGACAGAAAGGUACUACUCCCUGCAGGAAAAGUACCUCAGUGUCUCCUCUAAAAAGAAGGAGUCACAGCUGCACGAGGCUGACUCACAGAUGAAUAAAGACAGGAAGAUUUUUUAUGACGCGUCUCUGCAGUAUGUCUUCAAGAUCCAAGAAGUGCAGGAGAGGAAGAAGUUUGAGUUUGUGGAGCCGUUACUAGCCUUCCUGCAGGGCUUGUUCACGUCCUACCAUGAGGGCUACGAGCUGGCCUGUGAGUUUGAACCCUACAAGCAGCAGCUCCAGUUCAACCUGCAGAAUGCUCGUAACAACUUUGAGAGCACCCGAGCUGAGGUGGAGAGGCUGAUGAAGAGGAUCCGCUCUGCUGAGGAUGAUUUCAAAGCCCCCAGCUGCUUUACCAUGGAGGGAUUUCUGUACAUCCAAGAGAAACGUCCGUUGGGAAGUGUUUGGACCAGAUACUACUGUACGUAUGAGAAGAGUUCAAAGAUGUUCACCAUGGGCAACACGGAGGUCAGACCAGCCAGCAGACAGCCGAACGGGGUGGUGAACGGCACGCCUGAGAUGUUCAAGCUGCGCUCGUGUGUCAGAAGGAAAACAGACUCCAUCGACAAACGCUUCUGCUUCGACAUCGAGGUGGUGGAGAGACAUGGCGUCAUCACCCUGCAGGCCCUGUCAGAGGCCAACAGACGGCUGUGGAUGGAAGCGAUGGAUGGAAAGGAACCUAUUUACACCCUUCCUUCUCUGCUCAGUAAAAAAGAAGAGACAUUUCUUAAUGAGGCAGGCUUCAACUUUGUGAAGAAGUGCGUUGAGCUGGUUGAAACAAGAGGCCUCACCACCCUGGGGCUCUACAGGACUGGAGGAGUGAACUCUAAAGUGCAGCGACUGAUGACGAGCGUAUUUGCAUCGACAGCUUCCUCUGACAUGCAGCUGGAUGCAGAAAGCUGGGACAACAAGACCAUAACCAGCGGCCUGAAAGAUUAUUUCAGGUGUUUGGCAGAACCGCUACUGACCUACAGGCUGCAUAAAGAAUUCAUCAGAGCUGCAAAGUACGAUGAUCAGAAGCACAGAGUCAGAGCCAUUCAUGCUCUGGUACACAGACUACCAGACAGGAACAGAGCAAUGCUGGACGUUUUAGCCAAGCACCUCCUCAGGGUAUCCUCUCACAGUAACCAGAACUUGAUGACCGUGUCCAACCUGGGAAUGAUCUUUGGUCCCACGUUAAUGAGGUCACAGGAAGAGACAGUGGCUGCCAUGAUGAACAUCAAGUUUCAGAACAUCGUGGUGGAGAUAAUCAUUGAAAACCAUGAUAAGAUCUUCGGAGAGGUGCCGGACCUGUCAGUGCCGUUGCCUCCAGCUCCGUCCUCUCGGUCGACUCCUCGGAGGGGCAAGGUCAUCUGUUUGUCUGGAAAGAGGAAACCUCGUUUGUACCCCCCCGCUCUCUGCCUGGCUGAUAACGACAGUGACACGUUCAGUAGCAGCUCCAGCACUCCGAUCGGCAGCCAGGAGUCCUUGUCUUCACACUCCUCUGAGAAGAACGUGUUGUCUCAGACCUCUCCUCCGUCAUCUCCUGCUGCUGAGACCGGCUUACCCACCACGAUGCCGUUGUCUCCUCCUCCAGAGUCCUUCUGCUCACCUCCCAAUGGGGAAGACCAGAGGCAGCCUGACAGCUCCCUCUCCACCCAGCUCACGCCUUCCUCUUCGUGGAUCUCUGCUCCGCUCUCUGCAGCCGAGCAGGCUUCCUCUCUGUCCUCUUCCACAUCCUCUUUACUCUCUGCAGUGGAGAGGUCCUUCAACAGAAACUCAACUGUCUCCUUGUCCUCUGUAAAAGAACCAAGAUGUCCUUCUAGAGAGUCGGCGUCCAUGGCCUCCACCCAGACCUCCUCUCUGAAACAGGACAGAUCUGUUCAGAAAGCUGCUUCUGUCACCUCUCUGAAGAGCGCUCAUUCAGACAACCCAAGAGAUUCGCCGUGCGCUACCGUCAUCAGAAACAGAGGGACCGACUCCACCUCUCCUCAACAACACAGCACUGCAUACCGAACUGCCUCCUCGUCCUCGUCCUCUUCCUCCUCAUCAUCAUUGUUUCCCUUCCAGCUUUCUGCAUCUUCCUCCCUCACCUCUCUGCACAUCUCUGAGGAUUACAAAAGCUGUCAUGGAUCAGUGCAGAGCCUCAUGUCGCUGGACCAACAGGAAGGAACACACACGCGCAAAACACACACUCGCUGUGGUUCUGAUCUGAAUCCAAAACCCUCCUCAGCUACAGCCAGCAACGGUUACUCCAGACCCGUCUCACUGUUAUCAGCCAGACGUCCACAGCGUGAGAGCUCAGUGUUCUCCUCUGCUCUAGACAUCUGUCCUUCUGGAAGGGACGCCAAAGCGCUGUAUUCCUGCGAAGCAGAACACAGCCAUGAACUGAGCUUUCCACAGGGGGCGCUGUUCUGCAACGUGUGUCCCUCCGUAGAACCGGGUUGGCUCCAGGCUACAUACAAGGGCAAGACGGGUCUCAUACCUGAAAACUACGUCACAUUUAUCUGAGAAACCUGAUUACCAACGUUCCGAGUUGGCAGAUAAAGCUGAGGCUCUUUUAGACUACUGUGGUGGAACAUGAAUUAUCUGUCUUUUAUCACGCUGUGUGUAAUUAUGUGUUCUUAAAAAGCAUCCAUUCUGUCUCACUUAGCAUAUCCGUUCUUUUUAUGUGUUUGUGUCCAAUAGUACCAUGUAUUUAGUAAACGUGUAAAAGGUACAUAGAAGCAGUAUUUUUAUUAAUCUUAAUAAUUAAUUUUGUGUCUGUGUUCACACCUCCUGGAAUAAAUGAAUUGUUUAUUCUUUA